GAACCAAAGAAUAACCCUUUUGGCUUUAUUUUCCUCCACUCUUUUCACUAUUUGGACACAAGCAAAGCCUAGGCAAACACGCACAGGAGAGAGAGAGAGGCAGAUAAGCCCAGGAGAGAUUUGGAGAAAGAAGCUCUAAGAAAAACCCACCCAGAUACCAUCUUCGGAGCUUCCAAUAACGAGCCCCAAAACAAAAGCUUCAAACUUUCAGUUUUUUUCUCCACCAAUCUCUCUAUAAAUCCAAAAAAGGUUCUUGAUAGAUAUUCAUUGUUGUAGCAGGACUUGUUCAGGUUUUUUAUUGGAAGUAAUGAAACUCGGGUUUUUGGCUAAGAGGGUGAUUUUAUUUGGUUAAGAGGAUAAGAUGCCAUCUGGGGUUCUUUUGAAACUGAGUUUUGGAUUAGGUAGAGCUAUACUUGGCCGAAACUCGGUUUCUUUGGUGUCAAAUACUAGUCAAUUUUCAUCAAGGAGGUCUCUUGUUCGAACUUCAAUGGCUGCUUCUAGUUCUAAAGCUGUGUUCGGUGAUGUGCAUAUCGAUGACCUGAUUGCCACUUGUGUGAAUGGAUUGGAGUUUCCAAAACCCAGUGGUGUUUUUUUCUCGGACAGAAGUCGUUCUAGUUGUCUAAAAGCGAGUGUUAAAAUGAGAAAUGGGGAGUUGCCGAAAAGUCGUUUGGUGUGUGGGAACCUUAUGCUUGAUGCAAUAAGAAGGAAUGGUAAAGCAAAUAAUUUAGUUCUUGGACCAUUGUUGAAGAACUUGUAUUCUUCGUCUUCUGUGUGUGUCUUUGGUCGGGCUGCUCAAGAUGUGUCAUUUGAUGGGAAUUCCUCCGAGGAACAGUCGGUAGACUCCACUGUGGUAUCUGGCCUAAACUUGAAGUUACUCUCAGGAUCAUGUUACCUGCCACAUCCUGAUAAGGAAGAGACUGGUGGGGAAGAUGCUCACUUCAUAUGCAAAGAUGAACAAGUCAUAGGUAUAGCAGAUGGUGUAGGUGGCUGGGCAGAUGUAGGAGUCAAUGCAGGAGAAUUUUCUCGUGAACUUAUGUCUCAUUCAGUAAAUGCAAUUCAAGAGGAACCCAAUGGUUCCAUUGACCCAGCCAGGGUGUUGGAGAAGGCUCACGCAAACAUGAAAGCUAAGGGUUCAUCGACGGCCUGCAUCAUUGCCCUUAAAAGUGAGGGAUUACAUGCCAUUAAUCUGGGAGACAGUGGAUUCAUGGUGGUUAGAGAUGGAUGUACUGUCUUCGAGUCCCCAGUGCAGCAGCAUGGCUUCAAUUUUACAUAUCAACUGGAAACUGGCAAUGGAGGUGAUCUACCUAGCUCUGGCCAGGUUUUCACAAUUCCUGUGGCUCCUGGUGAUGUCAUUAUAGCUGGGACAGAUGGAUUAUUUGACAACUUAUAUAACAACGAGGUUACUGCGGUUGUGGUACAUGCUAUAAGAACUGGCUUAGGGCCCGAAGCAACUGCUCAGAAGAUUGCAGCUUUGGCUCGUCAACGAGCACUGGAUACGAACCGGCAGACACCAUUUUCAACUGCAGCUCAAGAUGCUGGGUACCGCUAUUAUGGAGGCAAACUCGAUGACGUCACCGUCGUCGUGUCAUAUGUAACGAGCUCUGCCAAUAUUUGAUUCUGCUUUCUACCACAUGGCUACAUUGUUUAUUUACAUGUUCUUAUGUUCUUUGACUUUGCUAGAUUUGCCUAAGUUUUGUAUUUUUCACGAGAAACCAUGUCAAGGAAGUUCUUUAUAAAGGUCACUUAUUCCUUUGAA
Populus trichocarpa (black cottonwood) is the source of this 1756-nucleotide messenger RNA. Its product is annotated as probable protein phosphatase 2C 80. Bases 362 to 1615 code for a protein of 417 amino acids. The transcript is spliced from 5 exons. NCBI's taxonomy places the organism in Eukaryota, Viridiplantae, Streptophyta, Magnoliopsida, Malpighiales, Salicaceae. The record is from RefSeq and is a predicted model, not a curated record.